UGGCCGACCGGGCGCGCGCGGGCGGGGCGGCGACGUUCGUCAUUCCGUGCGGGAGGGAGCGCGAGAGCGGCGCGGUCGACCCUCCGGUGUCUCAGACCAGCUAGAGGUGAGCAUGGCUGAGCAGGAGCCCACGGCUGAGCAGCUGGCACAGAUUGCAGCUGAGAACGAGGAGGACGAGCAUUCGGUCAACUAUAAGCCCCCCGCCCAGAAGAGCAUCCAGGAGAUCCAGGAGCUGGACAAGGACGACGAGAGUCUGCGCAAAUACAAGGAGGCCCUGCUGGGCCGUGUGACUGUGUCUGCAGACCCCAGCGUCCCCAAUGUUGUUGUGACCCGCUUGACCCUGGUGUGUAGCACAGCCCCCGGCCCCCUGGAGCUGGACCUGACAGGCGACCUGGAGAGCUUCAAGAAGCAGUCCUUUGUACUGAAGGAGGGCGUGGAGUACCGGAUAAAAAUCUCUUUCCGAGUGAACCGGGAGAUCGUGUCCGGCAUGAAGUACAUCCAGCACACGUACAGGAAAGGCGUCAAGAUUGACAAGACCGACUACAUGGUGGGGAGCUACGGGCCCCGGGCAGAGGAAUAUGAGUUUCUGACCCCUACGGAGGAGGCGCCCAAGGGUAUGUUGGCUCGAGGCAGCUACAACAUCAAGUCCCGGUUCACAGACGACGACAAGACUGACCACCUGUCCUGGGAGUGGAACCUUACCAUCAAAAAGGAAUGGAAGGACUGAGCCCUGGCCCGGGAGGCGGGCAGGCCUUCGGACAGACAGACGGACCUGUCUGACGUGCCCCACCCCUACCACCCCCACCCCAUCCCAACCCCUUACCAAAGUGCUGACGGGUCUGCCCCCCGGCCGACC
Molecule: messenger RNA, 856 nt
Organism: Odobenus rosmarus divergens (Pacific walrus)
Lineage: Eukaryota; Metazoa; Chordata; Mammalia; Carnivora; Odobenidae
Gene: ARHGDIA
Product: Rho GDP dissociation inhibitor (GDI) alpha
Exons: 6
Coding region: 113-727 (204 amino acids)
Biological process (GO): Rho protein signal transduction
Cellular component (GO): cytoplasm; cytosol; membrane
Molecular function (GO): Rho GDP-dissociation inhibitor activity; protein binding
Source: RefSeq, a predicted model, not a curated record